Messenger RNA from Ogataea parapolymorpha DL-1, 852 nucleotides. Its product is annotated as Ribosome biogenesis protein UTP30. The transcript has a single exon. The record is from RefSeq and is a predicted model, not a curated record. Bases 1 to 852 code for a protein of 283 amino acids. Lineage: Eukaryota; Fungi; Ascomycota; Pichiomycetes; Pichiales; Pichiaceae.
AUGGAUUCUAAUUCGAGCCACAGCGACUGGAACCUAGCAGUUCUAAAUGAUGAACUCAGAUCUCGAGCAAUACGAUCCUUGAAGGCUUUGAAGGCACAUUUGGAGUCACAAGGUGAUCAUCACGAAGCUAUCUACCUUAUCAUUGACACCAAGACACCAACUUCUUCUGAUUUAGACCUGGUUCCUAGAAUCAUUCCAUUACCUCACGCCAAAGACUCUUACGAAAACCUGAAAAUUAUGCUUAUAACCAAGGAUCCGGUCACCACUUAUAGGACUCCUUUGGAGCAAAAAGGCGCUCCUACAGAAGAUGUGUUUGGGGAAAUAGUGAGCAUGAAAAAGUUCAAACAGUUUGCAUCUAACCCAAAACAGAUCAAGAAACUAUACUAUGAGUAUGAUUUAUUACUCGCUGACCACAGAGUGUACCGAUUACUUCCGUCGCUAAUUGGAAGGUCCCUGUUUUUCAAGAACAAUAAAAAGCUACCUUUAAUGAUCCAAAUGGCUAAACCUUCGCCAGAUGCCCAAUUGGUAAAAUCUAAGAAGUCUACAAAGAUGAAGGAUGAGAGGGUGGAGCCAGAUUACGUGCUACGCCAAUUGAAGAAGAUUGCCAAAAGCACCACAUUCGUCCCCUCCACGGGAACCUGUUUAUCUAUAGUGAUCGGCUAUAGUGACUUCAAAUUGCGCCAACUAAUCGAGAAUAUGGAUGCUAUUCUCGAAUAUUUGACAUCGCCAAAAUUCAAGCCUGUAGGAGGUGUGAUAAAGAAGGGGUUGGCAGGAAUCGAAGAUCUCCAUCUGAAGACCAGCGAGAGUGUAAGCUUACCAGUGAUGGAGAAAAAGAAAAACGAGGCAGUGUAA